AUGAGGCGGAGGUUCUCAAAGCGCCCUUCCUCUCCUUCUCACCGCCUUCCUUCGCCCGUCCAGCCAAACACCAUGUCCCGCCUCGCCCCCUCCUCCGCUUUCCUGCCCCUCUUCGCUGUCCUCCUCGCGCUGCUCUUCACGGCUCGAACAGCGCGUGCCGCGAGUGUCUUCACUGCGCCUAAUGGAUGCCCGACGGCGCUGGCAGCUGCGAAGCCGUUCGUGCAGCAGUACGGACCGCGAGCUGCACCCGUCGCAGGCGUCGACUAUUCAUACUGA
This is a messenger RNA of Rhodotorula toruloides NP11, 276 nucleotides long. RefSeq lists its product as uncharacterized. NCBI's taxonomy places the organism in Eukaryota, Fungi, Basidiomycota, Microbotryomycetes, Sporidiobolales, Sporidiobolaceae. Bases 1 to 276 code for a protein of 91 amino acids. The record is from RefSeq and is a predicted model, not a curated record. The transcript has 3 exons.